This is a messenger RNA of Capsicum annuum, 564 nucleotides long. RefSeq lists its product as uncharacterized. The transcript is spliced from 4 exons. Lineage: Eukaryota; Viridiplantae; Streptophyta; Magnoliopsida; Solanales; Solanaceae. The coding region runs from base 1 to 564 and encodes 187 amino acids. The record is from RefSeq and is a predicted model, not a curated record.
AUGAAGAAGGUUUCUAAUACUCUUAGUAAUUCGUCUAAGAGGAAGUAUGAAGAUAUUUUUGCUAAUGUAAAAGCAUUUGAGGAAAAGGUUAAAGCUGCAUUGGAUGAUAUUAUCAAUAAUAAUACUGAUGAAGCUAGAAUAAAGUUGAACUGCAUUAUUGUAGAGUAUAUCAGUGACAUUCAGAAUCAGCAACUUCAAGACAUGUCUAAUAUUGAUGGGCUAAAGCAAGUAGUUUUCUCUAUGAGUGCAACAUUUGUGGAUGGUCUUGAUGGUAUGAUUGGUCGGUUCUUCCAAGCUUGUUGGGAUGUUAUUUGCGAUAAUCAAUCAAGUUUCAUUAAGGGUAGAACCAUAUCAGAAAAGAUCAUGCUUGCUCAGGAGAUUAUUCAUCAGAUCAAGAAAUCAAAGAAAGGCAAUAAUGUAGUGAUUAAAUUAGACAUGGUUAAGGCUUAUGACAGGGUUAAGACAUGGAUUUUUCCAGUCUACGAGAGGUCUCAAGCAGGGAGAUCAUUUAUCACCGGCUCUUUUCAUUCGUGGUGCAGAGGUUUUAUCCAGGUUGAUGAAUAA